GCUCGAGCGAGCACCAGCUGCUCCGCGAAUUAUUUUACUAUUGAACGCUUGCAAGCGCCCACUUUAAAAUCCAAGAUGGCGUCGAAUAACACAGACUUAGAAAACGUUAUAUUACAAGUUGUAUUUGAUGAGUUAGGAGAUAAUAUGGAAAUAAAUCAAAGUGACCCUGUUGCCGAGGCUCUUGCUUUACGGACAAGAAAACGAGCUGUAUUGCUUGGAACUGCAAGAAUUUCAAAUUAUGUGGAAGAAACUGUGCCGAGAUACAGCGAUCCAUUGUUUCGAGCACAUUUCUGUAUGACAAGAACGUCAUUUCAAUCCCUUUUGGAGCUGAUUGGACCUUUUACUGUGGUGAGGUCAUUGAGCCUUGAACGGAGAACAUUGGCCUGCCUUUGGUACCUGAGUAACCAAGAAACCUUCCGCAGUGUUGCUGAUCGCUUUGGCAUGAGUAAAGGCUCUCUACAUUAUUACUUGGGAAAUUUUUGCAAUACACUGAGUAGUGCAAACAUUCUCCCCAAACUUAUAUCUUGGCCCGACAAACGACAAUAUGGAGAUAUUGCAGAUGGGUUUGCCCAGCGACAGGGUUUCCCGGGGGUAAUUGGUGCCAUUGAUGGGACGUACAUUCCAAUAACAGGACCUACUGAAUUUAGGGAUUCAUAUAUAUGUCGCAAAGGAUUUCCUGCAUUUCAUCUUCAGGGUGUAUGUGACAGCUCUCUGAAAUUUCUGGAUGUGUACUCUGCAUACCCUGGAUCAGUCCAUGACGCAAGAGUUUUUAGGAAUAGUACCUUGCAUGACUAUUUGCAAAUGGACUGUCCACAAGCAUUCCACCUUUUAGGGGAUUCAGCUUAUAGCUUGUCAUCAUUUUUACUAGUGCCAUUUCGAGACAACGGCCAUCUUACCAGUGAGCAAAAGAAAUUUAAUUUUGCCCUCAGUUCUACUAGGGUGGAUAUAGAAAGGUGUUUUGGAUUAUUAAAAGGAAAGUUUCGCAAAUUAAAGUUUUUGGAUGUGACGAAAGUUACAAUGAUUCCCAAUAUUAUUAUCAGUUGCUGUGUUCUUCACAACUUCAUCUUAAUACAGGAAUCUUAUGUUGAAAAAGAUAUCCUACAUAAUGAUGAUGAUGAUGCAAGAGCUGGCAAUCCAAAUUUGGAAGAAACAUGUACUACAGGGACAGUUAAGCGGAAUGACAUUAUGAACUUGCUAGCAUAAAUUGGUUCAGUUAAUUUCUUUCUAGCAGAGGUUAAUCAGUUUUUUUCAGAGGAGAGCAUUCUUGUAACUAAUUGAAGUGAUGUUAUUGUGAACCAAGUCCUGUUCAUUUUCAUGAACAUUAUUUCUUAUAGAAAGCAAGGAAUACAAAAUAAGAUUGAAGAAUUUAUUUGACAAAUGAUAUUGAAUUAAACUUACAGAUAUUGUUUAAUAAAAUAUUCAUAACAAAAUACGAGUUUUUUUAUUUCAUAACUAUACUAAAAUGAGUAACAUCAAGAGCCACUGCAAGCGGGGCCAAUCUGUCCACAAAUAACAAAUGAGCCGCGUCACGACAAAACCAACAUAAUGGGUUUGCGACCAGCAUGGAUCCAGACCAGCCUGCGCAUCCGAGCAGUCCGAUCAGGAUCUAUGCUGUUCGCAUACAGACCCUAUAACAAGUAGACAGACUGAUAG
This is a messenger RNA of Ruditapes philippinarum (Manila clam), 1653 nucleotides long. RefSeq names its product putative nuclease HARBI1. Lineage: Eukaryota; Metazoa; Mollusca; Bivalvia; Venerida; Veneridae. The transcript has 2 exons. The record is from RefSeq and is a predicted model, not a curated record. Bases 76 to 1203 code for a protein of 375 amino acids.